AUGGAUGGCACAAUACCGUUUCUCCAAACAACGGGGCGAACAAUUCGCUCCGCCUCGAUCUCGACUGCCACAAGACUGCUCGAUUAUAACCCAGCAGGCGGUAUGUGGCAAGCGACUGGCACUGUCAUAGCGCAUGCUCCAAACAUCACAGACCUGAGAUCACCCGACACGGUCUACUUCGACAUGCACGGACGAAGCAUACGUCGAGUGAGCAUCCAAACUGCGAGUGGUGCCAGCAAAGUCCUAAGAUCAGAUGCGACUUCGACUGAACCACCCUUCUCAGAAUGUAAGGAGGUAACUAGUAAAUCAGAUGAGUUACCUUCUACUGCUCGGUAUGAUCAUUCUAGGAGUCCCAAAAAUUAUCAGGAAAAACAGUCUUGGGGCAAAGCAUUUAGGAAAGGGAGUGUCGCUUCUUGGCAAUUUAUAUGUACACCUACAGGGCUUUUUAUCACUGUCUACGGUCUCAACGUGAUUGCCUGGGGUGCUAUGUUAUUUUUUCUCUUGCUGAAUGUCGGCCCUAUGACCAAAGAGCAAAAAAGUAUUUGGAUUGAAAUCGACUCACAGAUUCUCAACGGGUUGUUCUGUUUAACUUCGUGGGGCCUGGCCCCCUGGCGAAUUCGUGACACAUACUGGUUAUUGGUGUGGCGCAUUGGAUCGGGCGAAAGAUCACGAAACUCGAUUAAUCAUCUUGCAAAGCGAAGCGCAAGUUGGUUUCGAAUGCGCGAGUGUGAUUUUGAAAACAGCUGCGACGAAAUCCCGCUUCGCAAGACCCUGACAGGCAAAUCUGCACCGGCAACCAAGACGUGGAAAAUGGACUUCGUUGUCAUCAACAUGCUCUUAAACAGUCUUUUCCAGAUUGGGAUGGCGACGUUCAUGUGGGAAUACAACCGACAUACUCGUCCGAGCUUCGGGGUUGGCCUUUUCAUCGGCCUCGGCUGUUUUAGCUCUCUCCUGGCAGGGAUAAUGACCUGGUGGGAGGGGCGAAAAAUCAAAAGAAUCGAGGGGUCGAUCCUGGAAGAGACCAGUAAGGAUUAUUAA
Messenger RNA from Penicillium cosmopolitanum, 1038 nucleotides. RefSeq names its product DUF2985 domain-containing protein. The record is from RefSeq and is a predicted model, not a curated record. NCBI's taxonomy places the organism in Eukaryota, Fungi, Ascomycota, Eurotiomycetes, Eurotiales, Aspergillaceae. The transcript has a single exon. Bases 1 to 1038 code for a protein of 345 amino acids.